Molecule: messenger RNA, 660 nt
Organism: Lathyrus oleraceus (garden pea)
Lineage: Eukaryota; Viridiplantae; Streptophyta; Magnoliopsida; Fabales; Fabaceae
Exons: 2
Coding region: 1-660 (219 amino acids)
Source: RefSeq, a predicted model, not a curated record
AUGGCUUAUGAAUCUGAUGAUGAUGAACCUGUGCGAUUGACAAUUUCUGAUUCUGAAGGAGACUCUGAAUUUGAAGUCGAGUAUGAUUCUGAAUAUGAGUCAGAAUCAGAAGAUACGUCAGAGUAUGAAGGUUCUGAAGAUGAGUUAGAAUCUGAAGAGUCAGGAGAUGACUCUGAAUCUGAAGUUGAGUCAGAAGAUGACUCUGAAGCUGAAGGAGAAGUUACCUAUGAAGAGGAUUUUGCCUCUGAAGGCGAGUCAAAAUUAGAAAAUAAUUUUGAAGGUGAGUCUAAAGAUGAAGAAGACCCUAAAGGCGAGUCUGACUCUGAAGGUGAAUCUGAUUCUGAUCCAGAUUUUGAUAAUGAUCCAGAAUCUGGAGGUAAUCUAAUCUCUGGAAAUGAAGCUUCUGGAGGUAGAGCUUCUAAAGGAAGAACUUUUGAAGAUAUUGAUUCUGAUUUUGAAGAUGAGUCAGAGCAUGAAAAUGAUUCUGAAAGUGAGUCAGAAUUAGAAGGUGAGAUUGAUUAUGAGGGAGAAUCUGAUUCUAAUCCAGAUUCUGAUGGUGAUUCAGGUUCUGGUGAUCUAGAUUCACAUUCUGGUGGUAGUGCAGAUUCUUGGAAUAUUCCAGAUUCUAAAGGUGGUCAUGCUUCUGAAGUCGGCACUUGA